AUGAAUUUCGGCAGAAACGCCGCGACCGGCUAUGAACGCCUGGCCCAGGCGGACCAGUUCAGCGACGAAUCCGACGAUGAGCUCAUGGGCCAGUCCUCAGCCUCGCUGCAGCACCCUCCCCCUCGUUUCAACCAAACCGGCCAGCCUCGGCACCGCUCGGCCGCACACAGCCCUAGAGCUUCGAUAUCGAGACCCAAGUUCCGCCAGCGUGUUGGUAGCAAUGCCGGUGUCGACCUCAAAGCCAUCAAUGCCCGGCUCGAGCGCUGGGCCGACGAAAUCGCGUCCAAAUUCAAGCGCCGCGGAAGAGACAGUACCGGCCAGGAAGAGCGUUAUGAGAUCCACCAUUCCGUAUUUCAGCCUCCCGAUGGGGUGCGGCCCGUCACGAUAGAGGACAUGGCGGACCUGCAACCCGGGCAUAUGUCGAGAGCCGAGUUCGAAGAAAUAGUCGAAAGCGUGCGGGUGGCAAUCCGGCAAGAGGUGCAUCCAAGCAUGAUCUCUCAAGGAAGUUCCGGAAGUUAUUUUGCGCGAGAUCCGGAUGGGAAAAUUGUAGGAGUCUUCAAGCCCAAGGACGAGGAGCCGUAUGCAGCCGGCAAUCCGAAGUGGAACAAAUGGAUUCAUCGGAACUUGUUCCCUUGCUUCUUUGGAAGAGCUUGCUUGAUUCCCAAUCUAUCCUACGUGAGCGAAGCUGCAGCUUAUGUGCUGGACUGCCAGCUGCGAACGCACCUCGUCCCCUACACCGAUGUCGUCUGGCUUUCUUCGAAAUCGUUUCACUAUCCCUUCUGGGAUCGACGCAAAUUCAGAAAGAGAAAGACGCCUCUGCCGGCGAAACCGGGCAGCUUCCAGGUCUUCCUGAAGGGCUUCAAGGACGCUAAUGUCUUCCUCCGAGAGCAUCCGUGGCCAGAUCAAUACUGGUCUGGAUUCCGCACAAACGAGACGCACAGGAACAAGAGACAGGGGAAAUGGACUGAGAACUGCCGCCCUUCAAGUGGUCCUAGAUUAGACGACGCCGAAUAUAGUGACGGCGAACACAACGAAGAGCCAACAACACCACGAGACCGGUUUGCUUGGUCUGAACCGCUGAAGCAAUCCUUCCGGGAGGAGUUGGAGAAACUCGUCAUCCUGGACUACAUUAUGAGGAAUACCGAUCGCGGUCUCGAUAACUGGAUGGUCAAGAUUGAUUGGGAGACUGAAAAAGUCUCAGUGGUAUCAGAUCCAAUUCGUAUGAAUAUGGAGACAGUGGCUGAGGAAGAAGGGCAAGGGCCACGACCGGUUGAUUUGAGCAAUCGUCCAACUAGCUCUGCACCAAGAGCUUCAAAUCCUUACAGGAGCCAAAAACCCAUGGAUGCCUCAAGUACCAGAGCAGUCAAAGGCGCACCACAGAUCUCCCUUGGCGCAAUCGACAACUCCCUAUCAUGGCCCUGGAAACAUCCCGAUGCUUGGAGAAGCUUCCCCUUUGGCUGGCUCUUCUUACCUGUCGAUCUCAUCGGCCGGCCGUUUUCUCAAAAGACGCGAGAUCACUUUCUGCCUUUGCUGACUUCCGCCACUUGGUGGAGCCAGACUUCAUUGGCCCUCAAACGAGUCUUCCAGAAUGAUAACGACUUCAAGGAGAGAAUGUUUGCCAAGCAACUAGCAGUUAUGAAAGGCCAGGCCUGGAACGUCGUCGAGGCCUUGAAGACUCCGGAUCACGGUCCCCUGGAGCUGACCCGUCGUACCAAAGUCUGCGUCUGGGACGAUUUGGUAGAUGUGCCAAUUGCAGUGCCAAUGCGCAUAACUUCAAACGACUCGCAGCGGAACAUCCAGCCGCGCGACAGCAUGGAUGAGGCAGACAUCGCCGGGUCAGUGCCUGCAAACCAAUCCAAGGUUGACGACCUCCUUGGCCUGCACUCUCCGGCAGACAUGCCACACCCAGGGCGGUUCGAGGUCACCACGCCCAACGACGACGGGGCCAUGUCUCCUGUCAACGAGCGCCACGCCUACGCCUCCUCGGGUCCGGCCCCAUCACGGACGAGCCUCCCAGCCAUGGAGCGCCCGUCAAUGCACCCCACCAGCAGCUACCACAGCGUAAACCCGCCCCUCAACCCUUACGACGCCGCCCGUCAGAAGCACCAGCGCAGGUACUCUACCGCCUCGGGGUCCCACCACAACAACCUCAGCAUUGCUCAGCAGAUUUACAACGGCGACGACCUCGAAGGUGACAUCGGCUACGCCGCGGCAGAGGGCCAAAUGGGGAAUCAACGAAAAGUCAUCGUCGAGCGUCUCGAGACCGUCAAAACAAGCCCAGUCUUCACCUGGUGCUAA
Clonostachys byssicola is the source of this 2298-nucleotide messenger RNA. Lineage: Eukaryota; Fungi; Ascomycota; Sordariomycetes; Hypocreales; Bionectriaceae. The record is from the annotation of a GenBank genome assembly.